This is a messenger RNA of Oncorhynchus nerka (sockeye salmon), 1141 nucleotides long. Its product is annotated as protein FAM204A-like. The record is from RefSeq and is a predicted model, not a curated record. NCBI's taxonomy places the organism in Eukaryota, Metazoa, Chordata, Actinopteri, Salmoniformes, Salmonidae. The transcript is spliced from 7 exons. Bases 147 to 917 code for a protein of 256 amino acids.
UUGCAAGAGUCAUAGUGUCCACCAGGAAGUGAAAAGGUUUACAAUCUUUGAUUUUGUAAAAAAAAAUAGGUAUACCAGUUUGUUUUGGAUUAUGACUAACACGUCAUAACCCGAGCAUACAUCGUUGUUGAUUUGCCCUUCUCAACAUGUAUAGCGGACUUUUACCGAAAGGUCUGACCGAUGCAGAAAUGAGUUCAGAUGAUGAAGACGACCAAGAUGUUGCAAAUCAAGAAAUAGCCGCAGCUAACGUUCAACGUCCUGCAGUUGGACUUUCGCGUGGUCUUAAGCAAAAUUGUGUUACACUUGGAGACACAAGUUAUUCUUGUAUCCAGCCCUUCAUAGAAAAUGACCUGUGUUUGGACUCCUUACCCGGGAUUUCCGAUGAGAAUUGGCAAGAAUGUGAAGUGUUGCACCACCUUUCAAAAAAAUUUAAAGAGCAACAGAAGAAAAAAUGUGAGAUCAACACAAUGAAGCUCUCCCAAAAAAGACAGCAGAGAAAAGGACCAUAUAAGAAAGAUGAAAAAUCAGCAACUAAGAACAUGGUAUCAAACAAUGAAAGCAGAGAACCUCAAGCGGAGCAUGAAAGGCAUUGGGAUGGGCUUACGCAGUACUUUGGCAUCAAUGAUAGAUUUCAACCCCCUGCCUGUAGCAAGCCUGCUCCCAAGUCCAGCCUAGAAAAGAGCAUAGAGAGCGCCAUCGCUGAAGGGGACUUUGGGAAGGCGGAGGAGAUGAGCGACAGACUCGCCACUCGAGAGUUGGCUGUGAAAAUCGCGCAAGCCACCGAUUGCCGUGACUUUGUGCAAAGCAAACAGGAAGUGGAGGCUUCGCGGGCAGCCCAGAAAAGGAAGAAACACAUCGCUUGGGGGUUUGAAGCCAAGCAAAGAUGGGAAACCAAAAGCAACAUGGGCUAUAUGUGACUUUGUCUUCACUGAAGAGAAAGAAAAUGAAGAUUUGUGUAUUUUCUCAGUUAAUUUAAUGAUGUUUGUGUUAACAUUUUUGCUUAUGCAUAUUAUGUUUUCUUCACGUUUGUACCAUCAUGUUUGUGAAUUUGUCAAGAUACUGUACACAACUAACAAUAAAACAUCUAAUCUGUAAAAAAAAAAAGGAUUUUAUGGAAUGUUCAAAUAAAUUCUGAGCACUC